Molecule: messenger RNA, 2633 nt
Organism: Gordionus sp. m RMFG-2023
Lineage: Eukaryota; Metazoa; Nematomorpha; Gordioida; Chordodea; Parachordodidae
Product: ERO1-like protein alpha
Exons: 15
Coding region: 55-1572 (505 amino acids)
Biological process (GO): protein folding in endoplasmic reticulum
Cellular component (GO): endoplasmic reticulum membrane; endoplasmic reticulum
Molecular function (GO): FAD binding; thiol oxidase activity; protein-disulfide reductase activity
Source: RefSeq, a predicted model, not a curated record
GUACCGAAUUCGACACUUUUUUUCUCGAUACUAAACGAUUCGUGAUUAUGAAUAAUGUUUAUCUCUAAAAAAUUUUAUUUUACUCUAUAUAAUAUAACAUUUUGUAUAUUUAAAAUUUUCUUCACUAUAACAUAUAUUAAUUGCAAUUACAAUGAAGAACAGAUAAUUUUAUACAAAUUACAUGAGUGCUUAUCAGAUGUUUACCAUAUAAACAAUGAUGAUAUAAACUGUGAUCUGAAAAUUUUAGAUUUUCAUAAUAACUAUGAGAUAUAUCCUAUUUUAUCACAAUUAUUAGUGAAACCAUAUUUUAAGUUUUUUAAAAUAAAUUUAGAUAAAAAAUGCCCCUUUUGGCCGGAUAAUAAAUUAUGCUCAUCUCAAUAUUGUUUUAUCAAAGCGUGUGAUAAAGAUUCUAUACCUGCUGCUUUAAGAGAUACAGAAAAUAAUUAUAAUGAAUUCAGUGAUAAUCAUAACAAAACAAUUAAUGGUGUUUCAAAUUGCUCAUAUAUAAAUACAACUUCUAAUGAUACUCAAUUAUUAAACUCUGUUGAUCUAACUAUUAGCCAUUCAGAUCAGGAAGCUUUUGAAAAUUGGCAUCAACAUGAUUCAACAUCACAAAAUUUCUGUGAAUUAGAUGAUAGUACAUCUAAAGAUUGUAAAUAUGUUGAUCUAUUAUUGAAUCCAGAACAAUAUACAGCCUUUUCUGGUUAUCCAGCUCAUAAAAUAUGGAAGGCCAUCUAUGAAGAAAAUUGCUUUAACAAUUAUAAAAAAACCAAAAGGAAAGGAUAUGGUAUAUCUCAAAAUAAUAUGAAAGAUUUAUGCUUGGAGAAGAGAGCAUUUUAUAUGGCAUUAUCUGGCCUACACUCUAGCAUUACAAUUCAUCUGUGUUCAAGAUUUUAUUUUUCGGACGGUAGUUUUGAACAUAAUCCCAUGGAAUUUACAAAGCGAUUUGAUUUGAAUCUAACGCGUGGCGAAGGAAGCAGGCGAUUACGAAAUUUAUAUUUCACUUACUUAUUGGAGAUGAGGGCUUUAGCUAAAAUAGCUCAAAAUUUGCAACACGAAAAUUAUUUCACGGGCAAUGCAGUCGACGAUGACAUGGUUAAUCAAACUAUGAAAAAGUUAUUGCGUGCCAUCAAAGCCUUUCCUUGCCAUUUCGAUGAGCACACAAUGUUUCAGGGAAACAAAUCGGAGAGUUUACAAUUAAAAGAAGAUAUAAGAUCUCAUUUCCUCAAUAUAUCACGAAUCAUGGAUUGCGUUUCUUGUGACAAGUGUCGUCUUUGGGGCAAACUGCAAACUCAAGGACUAGGUACCGCUUUCAAGGUAUUAUUCGAUUCAAAAUUUUCGAAUCCCAAGCAUAAGAAGAAUAUGAGAUUGAAAAGAAUCGAAAUUGUUGCUCUACUCAAUGCCUUUGGAAGAUUAUCCAAUAGUAUUCAGGAGUUGUCGACGUUUUACAGGAAUUUGAAUACAAGUCAAAUCCAAAGUGCUAAAUACAAAUUGGUUAAUAAGAAAUCAUCUAUUCACUCUUUCUUAAACCCUACUACCAACUCCAAUAACCUUAUGCAGAAAGAAUUAUAAAAGGCUCAUUUUUUCCUAUUCGUUACAAAAAUAAGUUCUCUUCCCCAUUGAAUUAGUAUAAUUUGAAAUAUUUAUUUAAGAAAUAAAUUAAUAUAUUUUGGCGAUCUAUAAAAUAUUUUGAAGAAAACCACUAUAAAAAUUAAUAUACUUUUUUACUUAUAUUCUUCAUCCGACUUUUAAAUGGAAUAGAAAUCUUGGAUUUUAAAAUACUUUUAACUUAACACAUCUUAUAAAUAAUAUUCAUUUCUUUCUAAAUUAAAAUGUUAUCUUUUAUAUGGUUAAAUUUUACAAAGAUAUUUCGAAAAAAUCAUAAUUAUUUAUACAUUAUCAGACCUUUUUUGGUUGUAUUUACAUCGGGUAUCAAAAUAUUUAAUUCUACCAAAUUAUACAAAAAAUUAAUUUAUUAAAUAUCAUUAUUCUGUUCGCGACUAUUAUUAUUUUCCUAUGCCAUAUCUUUCCACUUAUAAAUUUUUGUAUUUAAAUAUGUAUAUCAUGUACAUAUGUGAUGUUAGCCAAAAAAUCUAUACAUACUUAAAAAUUAAUGUUUUAUUUUUACCCCACCGACCUAUGGAAAACGUUUUACAGCAUAUAAAAAAUUCAUUAAAUUUUCAAAAAUUCACAUAUUCUUACGAAUCAUAUAGUGCAUUAUUUUUAAGUUUAAUUGACUAUUUGUUUUCAUUCGAAUAAAUUGUUUUUUAAAUAAAAUAAUAAUAGAAUUUUUUUUAUCGCGCAUCUAAUUUUAAACAAAAAUAUUUAUACUAAUCUAAUAAAGAACUUGUAAUUAUUAAUAAAAUUAAAAUGUAUAUUAUUUUAUAAUGCCAACUAGUGAUUUGCAUAGGGUCCGGCCCGAUCUUAAAUGAAUUUUUAUUUAUUUAUUACGAAAGGCCCAGUUCCAGUCCGAAAUGAAGAUUAUUUGCCGCUCGCCGAAUUUAUUUAAAUAUAUAAAAAUUUAAUUUAUUUUAAAAAUAAAACGCCUUGCUUCUUAUAAAAAAAUUUUAAAUAUAUCAAUUUAUUUUACAAAAUUGGAUAUUAUAUUUAAAAAUUUAAUCCCCGAAUUUUUU